AUGAAAGCCCAAAUGAGUUUCAGCACAAAAAAACGAAAAUCGCCGACCGUUCGAAAGGGAAAGGCGACGUGCGACGAUGAGGAAGAUACCGGCGUCGAUCCCAUAAUGGGUCCCGCCGAGAAAACCGUUCGAGCUACCGUAUCAUGGAUAACAAAAACGCAGGCGGCCGGCGGAUUGCUCGACUGGUACACGAGAAACGUCGAGAAAUGCUCGAGCGCCGAACCGAUGCCGGCGGCCACGAUCUGGACGCAAUUCAAACCCAAAAAUCGAAGCGUCGAUCUUCCGUGCAUCGACGAGACGCGCGUGAAACUCAAAGACGUCGGCGAUCCGUCGAAGGACUACAUCCACGCGAAUCACAUCAAAACGCCGGGCACCGAUCGCUGCUUCAUCGCCACCCAACAUCCCAUCGACGUGUGCUACGACGACUUCUGGCGGAUGGUCUUCUAUGAGAACGUCGACACAAUCGUCGCCAUCUAUUCGCCCGACGAGCAACUCCCGUGCUAUUUUCCCAACGAGACCGGCAAAUUCGCGUAUCACGGCGCGUUUUUUGUCAAUUGCCGAAAAGUGGUGGCGUCGACGACGACGCGCUUCACACCGAUUCAGUACACCAUCGAGGUGUUGCCGGAGGGCUGCUCGAACAGUCGAAUGGUCACACUAUUGCAUUACACGUAUUGGCCGCGCGGAAUGGUGCCAGCGAAUCCGCGCGUCAUUCUGCGCACGUUGAAGCUUGUCAAAGUGGACCGCUCGACCAAAGGACCCGUCGUUGUUCAUUGCGCGUCGGGAACGAAUCGCGCCGGCUGCCUCAUCUUCACCGACAUGCUCAUCGAUCUCACGUUCCGCAAUUUGGAGCCCGACAUUCACGCGCUCCUCAAACGGUGCCGCGCGCAACGCGCCCAAUUUCUCGCCAACAAAUUCCUAUUCGCGUUCGCGAUUUACACGUUCAUGGAAUACGUCAAAAUUCGUUGCCGCAAAUACAAAACGCUUCCCGACGUGCUCAAAGACAUCGAGGCGUUUCAAGCGGCGAUGGUGAAGGUGAGACGAGUCCAGCGACGAUUUUGA
Messenger RNA from Caenorhabditis bovis, 1059 nucleotides. Lineage: Eukaryota; Metazoa; Nematoda; Chromadorea; Rhabditida; Rhabditidae. The record is from the annotation of a GenBank genome assembly.